UAGACAUCUUCCGGCGAAAUCGCAAAAGGAGUCAAGUCGGUACCAACCACUACGAGCUUCAAAGAAGAAGAAAAGAAGAUUUGUAAAAUAUUACCGGCGUUGAAAUUCCCGGCGGUGAACGUUCCCGGCGAGAGAUGUAUCACAGCGGUGAUACGUGUAAGAUGGAGCUUCUGAUCUAUCUGCUAAGGUGGCCACGUGGAGAUGUUUUUCUCCGUUUUAUACACGUGUUUCUUUGUUUUACUGUGUAUUUUUGUGAUUAUGUGUAUUUUCGAUUGGAUCUUAGUAUAGGAAUGUUGUUGUACCGAUUUUAUGUCCAUUGGACUUUUAAUGAAUCUUUAGUUGACAAAAAAAAAAAAAAAAAAAGUGUCAAUAGGCCCAAUAGUACAUAUUUGUAAUCUCCACCUUUCUCUCCUCCCUUUUCUAUCUAUCGGUUUGACGGCGAGUCUGUACAGCGGAGGAAGAGAUGGAACCGCCGGCCACCGCACCCAAACGCUCCUCAAGACGCCUUCUCUUUGACCGCCGUUACGGCUGGGUGGUCGACGAAUGGAAGGACCCAUCUGAGGAAGCUCUCGCCGGUGGCCGAGGAAUGUUUUGUGUUGUUCCGUUGGGAAAAACUCUGUUUCAGACCGCUUCACAUUCAGUUAACUCGGCUGUAAAAUUUCUCGAUGUCAAGUUUCAUAAAUGGGCAACGAAUCCUAUGCUUAAUCCAAAAUCUAGCCUCGUUGACAGUAGUGGAGAUUGAGGGUCAUUGGCUGAAACCUGAAAGCAAAAACUGAACCAAAUGUGUUGGAUUGACAACUAGUACAUGUGUUGUUUAGUGUUGCAUUAUACGGCUGCAGCUGAUCUUUUGUGCUUUGUUGAAAUUUGUUGCUUGUGUUCAAGAAAGACACUGUGUGAUUACAUGAAUUUCUCUUUUUGAGUAAGGAGUUAGUGGCAGAUAUAUGAUAUAAUUUCUUGUCAGUA
Messenger RNA from Eutrema salsugineum, 963 nucleotides. RefSeq lists its product as uncharacterized. Lineage: Eukaryota; Viridiplantae; Streptophyta; Magnoliopsida; Brassicales; Brassicaceae. The record is from RefSeq and is a predicted model, not a curated record. Bases 464 to 742 code for a protein of 92 amino acids. The transcript has 4 exons.